AUGGCGUACUCCACUGGCACGCUAGCGCAGGGCUGUUUUGGGAAGGUGUACAAAGAGAAGUACAACGACACCUGGGCUGCGAUAAAGAAGGUCCCCCAAAAUCUCAUCAACAGGAAGGACCUGGAGAGAGAGUGUGAAGUGUACAACAAGGUGAGUCAUCCCAACAUAGUGAAGCUUCUGGGCAACAUAAAUCUGAAAGAUGGGAAAUGGGUCAUUCCUCUGGAGUUCAUCUUCGGUGAAGACCUGGAGACGACCAUCUUUAAAACUUCCAAGUCUAAAAUACAGUUGACUCCAUCUAAUCGAGGAACAAUCAUUAUUGGCAUGUGUGAAGGGCUGCUGCACCUCCACUCCAAAGAUGUUGUCCAUCAAGACCUCAAGCCUGAAAACAUAAUGGUGGAGCAUGACACCAACAGAGCGGUGAUCAUUGACCUGGGACUCGCCAAGUUCUUCCGAUGCGGCCUCAACUCUGCCAUGGACAUGGGCAACCCGGCCUACUCGGCCCCCGAAGUGCUGCAGAGGGGCAGCCAGCGGGACCAGCGCUCAGACGUGUGGGCCAUGGGUAAGAUCAUCGCCGAGCUCUGCGCCCGGAUCCGGCUGUACACACCAACCGUCUGCCCCGCCAAGAUCAAGGAGACCCUGCACGAUCAGCCAUACUGCCACGCUGUGUGCAGGAUGGUGGAGCCUGACCCUUCUCUGAGGGCCUCCAUGGGGGGGGUCAUCAGUGGAAUACGAAUGGCCGGAAGUGCAGGCAUCGUCACCAAGCCACCUCCACAAAGAGACCACCUCAAGCUACCUUCACCCAAUGUGAAUGCCAGAAACAGGUCUCCUUCACCCAGGGACAGAGAUCCAUCUCCCCUGAAAAGAGAUCCUUCGCCAUUUAAAAGAGCCCCAUCGCCGUUCAACAGGGAUCCUUCACCAUUGAACAGAGCCCCAUCGCCGUUCAACAGGGAUCCUUCACCAUUGAACAGA
This is a messenger RNA of Paralichthys olivaceus (Japanese flounder), 969 nucleotides long. The record is from RefSeq and is a predicted model, not a curated record. Lineage: Eukaryota; Metazoa; Chordata; Actinopteri; Pleuronectiformes; Paralichthyidae.